This is a messenger RNA of Venustampulla echinocandica, 183 nucleotides long. RefSeq lists its product as uncharacterized. The record is from RefSeq and is a predicted model, not a curated record. The coding region runs from base 1 to 183 and encodes 60 amino acids. Lineage: Eukaryota; Fungi; Ascomycota; Leotiomycetes; Helotiales; Pleuroascaceae. The transcript is spliced from 2 exons.
AUGUGCAAAUACGAGCACCGACUUUCAGCCUGCAACCACAACUACGACGUCACUGUUGUCCACGAAUGCCUCCCUGUCAAGGUGGAGCUUUGCGAGCCGUGUAAGCUGAAGAUUAGUGAGGUGGGGGACAAGGUUAUGGAGAAGUUUGAGGACGGAAUUGCUGAGGAUAUUGGUGGUGAUUAG